Messenger RNA from Macrosiphum euphorbiae (potato aphid), 711 nucleotides. NCBI's taxonomy places the organism in Eukaryota, Metazoa, Arthropoda, Insecta, Hemiptera, Aphididae. The record is from the annotation of a GenBank genome assembly.
AUGAUAUAUCCGCAGAAGCUAACCACUCGGGUGUAUCUGAAGAAGAGUCUCCAGCUGUUCAUCGAAAAAAAAAAAAAGACUACAGAAAAUUCUUAUGAAAACCAAUUAAUACGUGUAUUAAAAGAACGCAGAGUUUCAGACGAUCCGGUGACAUCAUUUCUGAUGUCUUUGGCUCCUCAAAUCAGAAAAAUGACAGAAGACCAGCAAAAUCAAGUUUAUAUUGAAAUGAUACAAAUAGUUCAAAAAGUAAAAGCUUCUAAAAAUUCUGAUCAAAUUCAACCACAGUCCAUUCCUUCUUCAAUUAACAAUAGUACUCUUCAACCCUUGCAAUAUUCAUAUAAUAAUAGUAACUCAUACCCGACAUACCCGUUCAAUUUCCACCUACCAACAACUUCAUACAUUUCAAGUGCCUCACCAACACCUUCUACAAAUGCAAAUAUGCCCAUAAACUAUGAACCUCAUAAUAUAGCUGGGAACAAUUCUAACAUUCACAGACAUCAAGUAUAUUACCCACAUAGCCAAUCAUCUGCUCUUACUCCACAACUACCCGUUACACCAAAUGAUACUGCAACUGUUAACUCAUACUAUUCACAAAAAAACUCCCCUCACACUGAAUCUUCUACUACAUCUGUACCAACAGGUCACUCUGACAAUAGUUACUACACUAAAAACUUAACUCCAUAUAACACAGAUAACACUAAUUCACAAUAA